This is a messenger RNA of Quercus lobata, 1561 nucleotides long. Its product is annotated as protein VAC14 homolog. The record is from RefSeq and is a predicted model, not a curated record. The transcript has 15 exons. Lineage: Eukaryota; Viridiplantae; Streptophyta; Magnoliopsida; Fagales; Fagaceae. Bases 25 to 1407 code for a protein of 460 amino acids. Gene Ontology annotation, biological process: phosphatidylinositol biosynthetic process. Gene Ontology annotation, cellular component: PAS complex; endosome membrane.
GGUUUUUACUUUAUACAAUUCAUAAUGGCGCUGAUUCCACGACAUAUACGUCGAAAUCUCUGCAAAAGGAAUUCCGAGAUCAGAGUGUAUGCUGCUAAUGAGAUAAAAAAAAUCGUGGAAAAGGUACAGAAGAAGAUUUUUGACAGUCCUCAUGAGAAAGAGAAAGUUAUUAAAGAUAUAAUCAACUUGUUGGUGACAAAAUUCGUAGCCUCGACAGUGGAAAACCAUAUAAAGGGAGGACUAAUGGGACUUGCUGCUGUUGUGGGCGGGCUGGCUACAGAUACAAAUGUGUUGGACCCUGCUGUACCUCAUCUUGAGGUAGCAAAACAAAGUAUCUUUAAGUUCCUCAAUAAGAUUUUUGGAGCAAUCUGCAAGCUUUUUGCUUACUCAGAUCUGGCUGUACAAAAUGCCACUCGUACACUCAAUGACAGUCUUCUGGAUAUUGUGAGAAAUCAUAGUGAGCCCCGCACUGAAGAAUUCAUGAAUUUGUUGGUUGAGCGUAUAAAUACACCGAAUCCUUUUGGACGAAAAAUUUUGUUAUCCUGGAUUAAAGUAAUGCACAACGAUCCAGAAGUUGAUAUGCUUGGUUAUCUUCUGAAUAUUAUUGAUGGUAUGUUCAACAUGUUGAGUGAUCCGGAUCGUGAAGUGAAAAACGAAGCUGCUACAAUGUUAUCCAAUUUUCUCCGAGAAACUAAGAUCUCACAAUCUGUAGACUAUGUUGGUGUGAGUCAAGUAUUAUUAUGUAAAGCAGCUCUUCCAGACAAAUUGACUCGGUUGACAGCUAUCACAUGGAUUAGCGAGUUCAUACAACUUGGUAAAAAAGAGCUUGUUCCUUAUUUUGCUAAAAUUGUGGGAGUCAUGUUGGAUAGCAUAUCAGAUAAUGACUACGCGAUAAGAAAGGUUGCCAAUCAGACUAAUAAAAUGUUUAGAAAAAUUGUGAAAUCUUCAAAUGCAGACUGGGAUGUAGUAAGAGCAAUUCUCUCUGUUGUUGCUAGGAAUCUAUCUAGUGAAUGUACCAAAAUCAGAAUCCAAUCAUUGAAAUGGAUAGCAAACUUGUCUCUAAAUCCUGCUGAGAUUUUAUCUUCACAAGAUGACUUGUUGGACAAGCUUCUUAAAAUGUUAUUAGAUCCAUCAACUGAGGUAGUGCGGCAGGCACUUGAGGUGCAUGCAAGAAUGGCCAAGGAUGUCCAGUACUUCAACCGUCUUAUUGCAUAUUUACUGGAUAGUUUUCGGGUUCAAAACUCACUGCUUCAAACCCAUGCUUCGUUGAUUAUUCUUCAAAUGUGUGAACAUUUGGGUGCUGAACGGGUUUACCAGAAACUUGCCGCUGAACUUAAGGAAGAAAAAGACUUAAAUUUUGCCCUUAUUAUGGAACAAAAUCUUGCUUAUUUCACUGGAGUUAUCUGAUCUUAAGGCUCCUUCUCUCCCAAAUUCCACAGGUCAAGGUGGUGCACUGUUUUAGGGAAGCAAACUGUUGUGCUGAUGCUAAUGCUAGAAUAGGAACUUUCCAGGACUCGGAUAUUUUUUAUUAUAACUCCCCUCCCCCUGUGCUUUUGAACUC